Messenger RNA from Phycodurus eques (leafy seadragon), 2190 nucleotides. RefSeq names its product chemokine (C motif) receptor 1a, duplicate 1 (gene xcr1a.1). The record is from RefSeq and is a predicted model, not a curated record. The transcript has 2 exons. Gene Ontology annotation, molecular function: chemokine receptor activity. Bases 72 to 1079 code for a protein of 335 amino acids. Lineage: Eukaryota; Metazoa; Chordata; Actinopteri; Syngnathiformes; Syngnathidae. Gene Ontology annotation, biological process: G protein-coupled receptor signaling pathway; immune response; chemotaxis. Gene Ontology annotation, cellular component: membrane.
GUACAGUAGUCUUCUUUCAUUGACCAAGAGUGAAGUCGACAACAUCAGUCGUCACAACUUCAGGCACAGCAAUGAAUGACUCAGACACUUCCUACGACUACAACUAUGAAGAUGAAGUAUGCGAAAAAGGCGAGGUGAUCCAAUUCGGCUCCUUUGUGGUUCCUGUUUUCUUCUCUGUUGUGAUCACGCUGAGCCUCAUCGGAAACCUCCUGGUCCUCGUCAUCCUGGCUUUGUACGAGAACCUCAAAUCCCUCACCAACAUUCUAAUCCUCAAUCUGGCCGUGUCCGACCUGCUUUUCACCAGCGGUCUCCCCUUCUGGACCAUCUACCACAUGUGGGGCUGGCUGUUCCACAAGGCCCUCUGCAAAAUCGUCACUUUUGUCUUCUUUGUCGGCUUUUACAGCAGCGUACUCUUCCUCACCAUCAUGACCGUCUACAGAUACCUGACCGUGGUCCGCCCGCUGUCCGACCUGAGACCACGAAACGUCAAAGUGGGGGUUUUGGUGUCCGUCCUGCUGUGGAUCGUCAGCAUCGGGGCGGCCGUGCCCUCGCUGCUCUUCAGUACCGUCGUCUCUAUCCCCGGCAAGGACAAACCAUCCUUGGGCUGUGAAUACGAGGAUGACCUGUGGGCAACGGUUGGCGUUUCCCAACAGAACCUCUUCUUCUUGGUCGCUUCUGUGGUGAUGGCUUUCUGCUACUGCAAAAUACUGGGCAGAAUCACGAGAACCAGAUCGCACACGAAGACCCGAGCAGUGAAACUCGUCUUGUGCAUCGUGGCCGUCUUCUUCCUGGGCUGGGUGCCAUACAAUGUGGUGAUCUUUCUGAGGCUUUUGUCCAACAAGUUGGUUCCGCCUUUUGAAGACUGCAACGUAAGUAUCCGACUCGAUUAUGCGUUCUACGUGUGCCGGCUCAUUGCCUUCUCUCACUGCUUCCUCAACCCCGUCUUUUACGCAUUGGUCGGCGUGAGGUUCAGGGGUCACCUGAAGACAAUGUUCAGUAAAAUGUUCAGAGGACCAAGCACGGUUGAGACAGAGCAGGGACGGGUGCGAAACUUUAUCUCACAGGGAUCAAUGUAUUAGAUGCUGUUCAAAUUGAUCUAUUUGCCAUGAUCGAAACUACUAAAACUCUUAAAAUAGAAAAUUCCCACCAUUUGUUGGAAAGGAUUUGAAUGCUACAGUAAAAUUAUUCACUGCUAAACACUGUCACUUUUGGUAUGUUGCUCUGGUAAACCAGUUAAAGAAGUCAAUGACCCAUAUCUGAAAUAUGAUGGAAACACGCUUUAUAUUUACUUCACAAACGUACUAUAUGUGUGUAUACAUACAGAGUUGGGUUAGUUCGUAGGUGGGGUUAGGAUUAAUGGUUAGCGUCAGGGUAAAGAAAGUGGGUAGGGAAUAUGGUUGGUUAGGGUUUGGGAUGAAGGUUGUGGUUGGGUUGCAUGGAAUAUGCCCAAGGGAAUCCCCAAUAUCCACCACCCGACGUAUUUUAAACUUCUACGUUGCCAGCGACUCAGUCACUGCAUACCAACACCAAGUCUUUCAUUCCACUCAACUAAACCACAAGCAUAACACUGUAUCACAACUCCAUCUACUUACUAUUUCCUGCGGUGUUCAAAUCCCCUCAACCCAGAAUAAUCAAUCCAAGAGCAUUUGAGCUGCCUCAUACUCUGUACUGCAAAAUGUUUGGUACGCAAAUCUGCAGCAAUAUACUUGCAUCCGAUGCUCUUUUAAUAUUUUCAGUGUGCAACACCUAUGUGCACCCGUGCCUAUAGGGUAUGGUUGAGGCUACAGUUAGGGUGUUUGGGUAACGAUUUGGAGGUUAGGGUUAUUGUACAUUUGUAGAAAAAUAAACCAGUUAGAUAAGUACAGUACAAUGAAGUUUUUGUUAACACUAUUAAAUGCAUCCAGACAAUCAGUGGUAUUAAAUAAAACAUUUGGUUUUACAGUUUUAAACUAUUUUAUAUCCACACGAUUGCAAUUGUCUAUUUUUAUGUCAACUUUCCAAUCCUGAAGUCCUUAUGAACAGAGACAAUUGUUAUAUGAAAUGUUCACAAAAGCAUUGUGGAAGAUACAUUCAUUGACUAACACUUUUGUUUUUGCUUCCUUUUUAAACCUAUUGCCAAAUGAUGUGAUUUGUAUGUGGAAUGUGAUUUUAACAGAUACAUGACUGUACUUUAUGAUCAAAUAUACUAUA